AUGCCAAUCGGGAAGUUAGAACCGUUUAAUUUAAGUUCUAAACAAUGGCCGGCAUACAUACGCCGAGUUAAUCAGUAUAUUUUACUAAAUGACGUCAAGGAUAACCUUAAAGUGCCCAUGCUCAUAACCGUCGUGGGGGAAGCAACAUAUGCACUGAUGUGUGACCUAUGUUCCCCGGACUUUCCUGAGAACAAAACCUACGAAGAAUUAGUGAAGUUGGUUACGGGUCAUUUGGAACCACAGCGAUCGGAGAUCGCUGAGCGGCACGUGUUCAGGCUGCGGCGACAGCGUGAGGGCGAACCUCUGGCGGAGUAUCUACAAGCACUCAAACAUCUGGCAACAACUUGCAAUUUUGGCAAAUGUAAACAGUGUUCUACUCUGGAAGAAAAUCUGAGGGACCAAUUUGUGUCGGGCCUGGCAAAUGACGCAAUGCGUUCAAGAAUAUUUGCCGAAAGAAAGAUUGAAUACAAGGAAGCGGUGGAGUUAGCACUAGCUCUGGAGGCUGCAGAGAAGCACGCGGAGCUGAUCGAUAAAGAACCGGUUUACGUUCGCGCGAGGCCCGUGCCUUUGGCGAUGCGCGCGCGCGUCGAGCGCGAGCUGGCUCGGCUGGAGUCUGACGGCACUAUUUACCGCGUCGAUUAUUCAGAUUAUGGCACACCUAUUGUACCAGUUGUUAAGAAAAAUGGGGAUAUACGGAUAUGUGGGGAUUAUAAGAUUACGAUUAAUCCUAAACUCAAGCGUGAUUAUUACCCCUUGCCGCGUAUUGAUGAAUUAUUUGCGAAAUUAAGUGGGGGAGAAAAAUUUACAAAAGUCGAUCUCACCCACGCUUAUGAACAAUGUAUUUUAACAAAAGAGUCUCAACCCUUCACCGCCAUAACUACGCACCUUGGAACAUAUGCGUACCGUCGGACGCCAUACGGUUUAGCUUGUAUUCCCGAAAAGUUUCAAAAGUUAAUGGAAGAAACACUACGGGGCAUUCCGGGUUGUGUAGUUUUUCUUGAUGAUAUUUGUAUAACAGGUAGCAAUGAUAAAGAACACAUCAGUAAUGUGCGGGCUGUUCUCGAUAGGUUGCGCGAGGCGGGACUGACUGUUAAACUAAGUAAAUGUAGUUUUUUACAAGAAAGUGUUAAAUACUUAGGUUAUAUUAUUGAUAAGGAGGGCCUGCGACCCGAUACUAGCAAACUCGAUGCUAUUUCCAACGCACCUAGACCGGAAAAUAUAACCCAGCUAAAAAGUUUCCUGGGCAUGUUAAAUUAUUAUGGAAAAUUUAUAAGCAAUUUGAGUACGCUAUUAUAUCCAUUACACAAUUUAUUAAAAAAAGACGUGCGCUGGAAAUGGGACCGUUGUUGUGAGCGAGCAUUUAAUGAAGCCAAGCGAGUUCUCCUGGGCGAUCGAGUGUUAGCACACUACGAGGAGGGGCGGCCACUCGUACUGUCGGUGGACAGCAGCGCGUACGGGCUCGGCGCUGUGCUUGCUCACCGCUACUCGGACGGCAGCGAGCGCCCUAUUAGCUGUGUGUCUCGCACGCUAAACGCGGCGGAGCGAAAUUAUAGUCAACUCGAUAAGGAGGCGCUCGCAAUAUUGUUUGGUGUAACAAAACACCAUCAAUACUUGUUUGGUAGAAGUUUUAUAUUACGCACAGAUCAUCAGCCGCUGACGCACAUAUUUGGCGCUAAGGGUGGCAUCCCACAGACGGCGGCCAGUCGGUUACAGCGAUGGGCGGCACGCUUGGCCGCAUACGCGUUCACAACGGAAUUCGUUCGCUCGGCCGACAAUGGACCGGCCGAUGCUUUAUCGCGGUUACCGUUACCCCAGGAGGCUCGGCUGGUGGAUUCAAUUAAUUAUAUUAAUUUGAUAGAGGAAUCUUUUCCUAUAAGUUUUAAGGAUGUUGCCAGGGAGACUGAAAAGGAUUCAGUAUUAUGUAAAAUAAAGGGUUACGUAACCUUUGGUUGGCCGUUAACAGUGACGGAUGCCGAGAAACCAUAUGCUGCAAGGAAACAGGAUUUAUCUGUAGAACUAGGAUGUCUCGUUUAUAGAUAUAGGGUUGUGAUACCGAGUUCACUACAGAAACAGGUUUUAGCGGAAAUACACGAUGGGCACCUGGGAAUUAAUAAAAUGAAAAAUCUGUCACGAAAUUAUGUGUAUUGGCCUAAUUUAGAUAGGGAUAUAGAGGAUGCAUGCCGCGGGUGCACGGCGUGUGGCGCAGUGCGCGACGCGCCGCCGCAUGCGCCGCUGCACCCGUGGGAGUUUCCACUACAUCCAUGGCACCGGGUACAUGCGGAUUUUGCGGAUUGCGGGGGUACACGGUAUUUAAUAAUGGUCGACGCCUAUUCAAAAUGGAUAGAAGCUAUUGCCAUGCGGAAAACGGAUGCGCAGGCAACUAUCUCAGCAAUGAGAGGCAUUUUUUCUCGUUUCGGGUUACCGUCAUUACUCGUCACUGAUAACGGACCUCCAUUUACCUCGCAGGAGUUUAAAACAUUUUGUAAGAAAAAUUGUAUGAAACAUGUGACCACAGCUCCUUAUAGACCGCAGGGAAAUGGAGCAGCAGAAAACGCGGUUAAAACCGUAAAAAAAGCAAUCAAACGUGCCUUGUGCGAGGGCGAAAACGUUGCCACGGCCCUAGAUAAAUUUUUGUUUAAAUAUCGUAAUUGUCAACAUGCAACGACGGGCGUGUCGCCUGCGGUGGCUUUGCAAGGACGUAGGCUACGCGGGCGUCUCGACGCGUUGCGACCAGAUGUGUCGGCCGUAGUGCGCAGCGCACAAGAGCGGCAAGUGGCCGCUGCAGGCGGCACGCCGCGUACGCUGGCGCCUAAUGACACUGUGCUGGCCCGGGACUAUAGCGCGAGGGGAGGUAAGUGGUUACAGGGCACAGUAGUCGAACAGACGGGACCGGUCUCGUACAAGGUAGACGUUGGGCGCGGAGAUUGCUGGCGAAGACAUGUUGAUCAAAUUGUACCUAUAUACAACAAGAAUCGCCACUCGUUAUCUCGAACAAGCAUUGUUUCCGCUAGUAAAGAUAUAUCACCAGACCGGGAGGUUCCCCCGGUCCGUGAGGAGACUGAGGACACAUUUGAGGACGCUUCUGACGAUGUCGGUGAGAAUUCACAAAAGACUGUUACUGAAGCGGCGUCAGAGCCGGUAACCACACCACCACCGCCAGGAGCGUCUGCUCGUGCUCUGCGAGCUUAUAAUCGGGCACGUCUUCAUUCAUAG
Molecule: messenger RNA, 3213 nt
Organism: Helicoverpa armigera (cotton bollworm)
Lineage: Eukaryota; Metazoa; Arthropoda; Insecta; Lepidoptera; Noctuidae
Exons: 2
Coding region: 1-3213 (1070 amino acids)
Biological process (GO): DNA integration
Molecular function (GO): nucleic acid binding
Source: RefSeq, a predicted model, not a curated record